CAAACAACUCAUAUGCAACUCAUCAAGCAGCCUUUUCACCAUCGACCCUUCUAGCUAUGGCUGAUGAAUUUGAUCUCGAAGCACUCGUGCACCUGGAACAGACGUUCUACGACGCCGGGUACACCGACGGCUUUGCGCACGGGCGCAUCCACGGCCUAAUCGAAGGUCGAGCCCUCGGACGCGAAAAAGGGUUCGAGAUAUGGGAAGAGAUCGGGUUCUACGAGGGGUUCGCUACAACCUGGCAAGCGAUAUAUGCAAAGCAUGGACGGGACGACCAACGCGCGGUGCAUCAUAUCAGGCAUUUACUUGAUCUUGUAUCGCAGUUCCCACGGAUAAAUCCUUCUCCUGAUGCGGUGGCUUCUGGUGCGAUGGAAGAGAUUGAUAUUUCGAAGCUGCAGCGCCAGAUUCGAUCGCGGUAUAAGGCGUUGUGCGCUUCGCUUGGUGUGAAGCCUACGUUGAGAGCGGUCGAUGCUGAUUCUACUGAGGACGGUGGUGUUCAAAAUGUGGAUCGGCAGAAACAGGUGUGGAAAUUGGAAGAAGAUGCGAGAAGACCGACGAUGCAGGGACUCAGUUUUUGAAGAGGGGACUUCAGGAUGUACCCAGGAUCACGCUUUCGCGCGCGAAAACAUUUACAUGUGGAUAUCCAUCCCAAGAUCACAGACAACAGCAGUAAAUCGUAUUAAGUAGCUUGGAAAUUUAUCCAAGUAAGCAUAGGUAAUACAGUGGAGACAAA
Suillus discolor is the source of this 733-nucleotide messenger RNA. RefSeq lists its product as uncharacterized. The coding region runs from base 57 to 578 and encodes 173 amino acids. The transcript has 4 exons. Lineage: Eukaryota; Fungi; Basidiomycota; Agaricomycetes; Boletales; Suillaceae. The record is from RefSeq and is a predicted model, not a curated record.